CCUCCUCUCAAAACUCCUCCAACCACCAAACUUUACUGUCCUUUUUCCCCUUCUUGAUUCUUCCAUCUCCAACGGAAUCAAGCUUCAUAAUAAGAGGGGCUUUGUCUUAAAAUCAUACAUUUUUUUGAUUAGCUAUUUAGCACGCCAGUUGACGGAGUAAGCGGAGGCGGUGGAGGACUCGAUGACGACGUCCUCGUGAGAACUUCAUCAUCAGCAGUGCUGGUUAUGCAGUAGCAAGCUUGUUGCUUCAACCCAAGGAUAGACAUAACGGCAAUCUACUCUUUGACAACGUGGGGAGACUUGUUCACAUCGAUUUUGGUUUUAUUUUGGAAACUUCCCCUGGUGGAAAUAUGCGAUUUGAAAGUGCCCAUUUUAAAUUGAGUCAUGAAAUGACUCAAUUAAUUGACCCAUCUGGUGCAAUGAAAAGUGACACUUGGCAUCUUUUUGUGAGUUUGUGUGUGAAGGGUUAUCUUGCUGCUCGGCGUUACAUGGAUGGGAUUGUGAACACAGUCUUGUUAAUGUUAGAUAGCGGAUUGCCUUGCUUUAGCAGGGGUGACCCUAUCGGAAAUCUUAGAAAGAGAUUUCACCCUGAGAUGAGCGAUCGUGAGGCUGCCAAUUUCAUGAUCCGAACGUGUACAGAUGCCUACAAUAAAUGGACAACUGCUGGUUACGAUUUGAUUCAAUAUUUGCAGCAGGGUAUAGAGAAGUGAGGAAUUAUUGUGUGGAUCUUCUCCGCUGUAAUUUUCCUAUCAUUUUGUUGCUCAAAUCGUACAGGCAAAUUUUUUGGAGGGAUUGCGAGAAUGUGUGUUAAUAAUGCGCUGAGUCUUUGUAGAGGUGUGUAUAUUCCUAUUGUCUGUGAAAAUGAAGAAGAAGAUCUUGCACAUUUGUUGUGGAA
Coffea eugenioides is the source of this 895-nucleotide messenger RNA. Its product is annotated as phosphatidylinositol 4-kinase alpha 2-like. The transcript is spliced from 3 exons. Gene Ontology annotation, biological process: phosphatidylinositol phosphate biosynthetic process; phosphatidylinositol-mediated signaling. The coding region runs from base 351 to 710 and encodes 119 amino acids. Gene Ontology annotation, molecular function: 1-phosphatidylinositol 4-kinase activity. Gene Ontology annotation, cellular component: plasma membrane; cytoplasm. The record is from RefSeq and is a predicted model, not a curated record. NCBI's taxonomy places the organism in Eukaryota, Viridiplantae, Streptophyta, Magnoliopsida, Gentianales, Rubiaceae.